Messenger RNA from Elephantulus edwardii (Cape elephant shrew), 1161 nucleotides. It is a transcript of the gene NPTXR, whose product is annotated as neuronal pentraxin receptor. The annotation marks the transcript as partial. NCBI's taxonomy places the organism in Eukaryota, Metazoa, Chordata, Mammalia, Macroscelidea, Macroscelididae. The record is from RefSeq and is a predicted model, not a curated record. The transcript is spliced from 5 exons.
GGCGACGCGGCGGGCGGCGAGCGCGAGGAGCUGCUGCUGCUGCAGAGCACGGCCGAGCAGCUGCGCCAGACGGCGCUGCAGCAGGAGGCACGCAUCCGCGCUGACCAGGACACCAUCCGCGAGCUCACCGGCAAGCUGGGCCGCUGCGAGAGCGGCCUGCCUCGCGGCCUCCAGGACGCCGGGCCCCGGCGCGACACCAUGGCCGACGGGCCCUGGGACUCGCCGGCGCUCGUGCUGGAGCUGGAGGACGCCGUGCGCGCGCUCCGGGACCGCAUCGACCGCAUCGAGCAGGAGCUUCCGGCCCGUGUGAACCUCUCAGCUGCCCCUGCCCCAGCAGUGCCCACUGCCCUGCACUCCAAGAUGGACGAGCUGGAGGGGCAGUUGCUGGCCAAGGUGCUGGCGCUGGAGAAGGAGCGAGCGGCCCUCAGUCACAGCAGCCAUCGGCAGCGGCAGGAGGUGGAGAAGGAGCUGGACGCGUUGCAGGGACGUGUGGCCGAGCUGGAGCAUGGGUCCUCAGCCUACAACCCUCCAGAUGCCUUCAAGAUCAGCAUCCCAAUCCGCAACAACUACAUGUACGCGCGAGUGCGGAAGGCGCUGCCCGAGCUCUAUGCCUUCACCGUCUGCAUGUGGCUGCGGUCCCGGUCAGGUGGCACAGGCCAGGGCACCCCAUUUUCCUACUCAGUGCCCGGGCAGGCCAAUGAGAUCGUGCUGCUGGAGGCAGGCCAUGAGCCCAUGGAGCUGCUGAUCAAUGACAAGGUGGCUCAGCUGCCCCUGAGCCUGAAGGACAGUGGCUGGCACCACAUCUGCAUCUCCUGGACUACACGGGAUGGCCUGUGGUCUGCUUACCAGGAUGGUGAGCUGCAGGGCUCUGGUGAGAACCUGGCUGCCUGGCACCCCAUCAAGCCUCAUGGGAUCCUCAUCCUGGGCCAGGAGCAGGACACCCUUGGAGGUCGCUUUGAUGCCACUCAAGCCUUCGUGGGUGACAUUGUUCAGUUUAACAUGUGGGACCAUGCCCUGACACCUGCCCAAGUCCUGGGCAUUGCCAACUGCACUGAGCCGCUGCUGGGCAAUGUCCUUCCCUGGGAAGACAGGCUAGUGGAGGCUUUUGGGGGUGCAACCAAGGCCGCCUUUGACAUCUGCAAGGGGAAGGCCAAGGCAUAA